Molecule: messenger RNA, 854 nt
Organism: Drosophila yakuba
Lineage: Eukaryota; Metazoa; Arthropoda; Insecta; Diptera; Drosophilidae
Gene: Prx6a
Product: peroxiredoxin-6
Exons: 3
Coding region: 91-759 (222 amino acids)
Biological process (GO): cellular oxidant detoxification; cell redox homeostasis
Cellular component (GO): cytosol; mitochondrion
Molecular function (GO): peroxiredoxin activity
Source: RefSeq, a predicted model, not a curated record
CCAAUCAGCUGAUUUCCAUUUUGCGGCAAUUUUGUAACGCAUUUUAUCUAAAGCUCAGAAUUCGUCUCCUAAUUUUUUGAAGUAUCCACCAUGUCCGGAAAGGCUUUAAAUAUCGGUGAUCAGUUCCCAAACUUUACGGCUGACACCAGCGUGGGACAGAUCGAUUUCUACGACUGGAUGCAGGACAGCUGGGCCAUUCUGUUCUCACAUCCGGCGGAUUUCACACCAGUUUGCACCACGGAAUUGUCGCGGGUGGCGGCUUUGGUGCCGGAAUUCCAAAAGCGUGGAGUCAAGCCGAUUGCAUUGUCCUGCGACACCGUGGCAUCGCACAAGGGCUGGAUCGAGGACAUCAAGAGCUUUGGCAAGCUGAGCUCCUUUGACUAUCCCAUCAUUGCGGAUGACAAGAGGGAACUGGCGCUCAAGUUUAAUAUGCUGGACAAGGACGAGAUCAAUGCUGAGGGCAUUCCCCUCACUUGUCGCGCCGUUUUUGUUGUGGACGAGAAGAAGAAGCUUCGCCUAUCCAUCCUUUAUCCUGCCACUACUGGGCGCAAUUUCGAUGAAAUCCUUCGGGUGAUCGACUCGCUUCAGUUGACCCAAACCAAGAGCGUGGCCACGCCGGCUGAUUGGAAACAGGGCGGCAAGUGCAUGGUCUUGCCAACUGUCAAAGCCGAGGACAUUCCAAAGCUCUUUCCCGAUGGCAUCGAAACCAUUGAGGUUCCUUCCGGGAAGAGUUAUCUGCGGAUCACUCCACAGCCUUAAAUCAUGACAAGCGUCUGCUCUCACUUUUUUGCUUUAUUACAAAAAUUAUAAUUAACAACAAAUAAUGCACAAUAAAGUAUACGCUUACAACCGUA